AUGUCAGAAGAAAAACGCAAAGAAGAUAUGCAGACGAAAACCUCAAAAUACAACAUCCUCACCUUCAUCCCCCUCAACCUCUUCAUCCAAUUCCACCGCUUCGCCAAUAUUUAUUUUCUCGUCAUGGUUGUUCUUCAAUGCAUUCCAAUCAUUUCUUCCGUCAAUCCAGCCGGCACUGCCAUCCCCCUCAUUCUCGUACUUCUAGUGACCAUGAUUAAAGACGGAUACGAUGAUUUGCAGCGCCAUCGCCAAGAUAGAUUUUUAAACAAUAAGAAAGUCCUGAAAAUUCUCAAAAAUGGCCAGCUAGAAAUCAUUCCUUGGAAAGACGUCAUGACUGGCAAUCUUCUCUUGCUCAAAAAGGAUGAAGGAGUGCCUGCAGAUGUGGUUCUGCUGGCCUCGGAAAAUGAGGAUGCAGUGGCGUUUCUAGAAACAGCUGAAUUGGAUGGAGAAACCAAUCUGAAAAUAAAAACGGCGCUGAAGGAAACGACCGAGACGAUCGAUUUCGACGACUGGGAGAAUCAAGAUUUUGCGAAACUAGUCAAAAACACGGACGGAACAAGUAUGGAUGUUGAGCUGCCAAAUGACCGCCUCCCCAAAUUCGACGGAACUUUUAAUUCAAAAAGUGGCAAGGUCCAAGUUUCAAACGACAACGUCCUCCUUCGCGGAACGAUUCUGCGAAAUACUCCUUCAGCAAUUGGCGUCGUAGUUUACGCGGGACCAGACUCGAAAUUGAUGAAGAAUGGCGGAAAUGCCCGGUUCAAGCGGACUAACAUGGAUCUCCUCAUGAAUCGCCUCGUUAUUAUUAUUUUUGCCAUUCUUGUUUUGUUCGCCUUUGGCGCUACUAUCGGCCAUAUCGUGAGCGAAUUCAACAUUGGGAUUUAUUUCCGACAAUUCAACCCCUGGGAUAAUGAAAUCAACGAUGAUUGGAUGGAGGUAGAAGACUGGAGUAGCCUAGCUUGGACGCCUUGGAAAUCUGGAGCGCUUAUUUUUUGGUCCUAUACAAUUUUGCUCAACACUUUGGUCCCGAUCUCCCUGUAUGUCUCUGUAGAAAUGAUCCGGCUCGGACAAAGUAUGUUCAUCAACUGGGACCGAGGAAUGUACUACGAGAAGAACGACACUCCCGCAAGUGCUCGAUCAACAACACUUAACGAAGAGCUUGGUCAAGUGAGCUACAUCUUUUCAGACAAAACCGGAACACUGACGCAGAAUAUCAUGGAGUUUAAAAAAGCUUAUAUCGGCGGGCGAAUCUACGGUAAUGGUUCACGGCCAGUUGAUUUUUCAUGGAACAGGCAUCAUAAUGGCGAGUUUACUUUCACGGAUCAGAGCUUGAUCGAUGAUUUUAAAAAAGGAAACGAGCACGUCGACCGCUUUUUGAAAAUACUGGCCUUGAAUCAUACUGUUAUGCCGGAGUAUACAGAAGUGGAUCUUGACGGAGUGGGUAGUCCAAAAAGCAUGGUUUAUCAAGCACAAUCACCAGAUGAGGGAGCCUUAGUUUCAGCAGCACGCGCUUUUGGCUUUGUCUUCACGAACAGAACUACUGAUACAAUUCAGGUUUCUCGGCUGGAUGAAACAAUGACGUACGAGGUGCUCCAUAUCGCGGAUUUCGACAAUGUAAGGAAGCGAAUGUCCGUUGUUAUCCGAGAAGGAAAUGGUGGCGGUCAAAUUAUUGUUUACACAAAAGGAGCUGACAGUACUGUUCUCUCAAAUCUGACGAAAUCGACGAAUGAAAAUGUCCGAAAAGGGACUGAUGAAGCCCUGACUCGAUUUGCUGAAGAUGGGUUGAGAACUCUUUGCCUCGGGUACAAAAAUUUGAGCGAAAACGAGUGGCAAAACUGGCACGAAAAGUAUCACGAAGCUGCAACAUCUAUGGAAAAUCGUGAUGAAAAAAUCUCUGUUGUUCAUGAAGAGCUCGAGUCUGAUCUGAUCCUUGCUGGUGUUACUGCCAUUGAGGAUAAGCUACAAGAUGGCGUUCCUGAGACUAUCAAGCAAAUUCUUCUGGCGGGAAUUAAACUUUGGGUCCUGACGGGGGAUAAAUUGGAAACUGCAAUAAACAUUGGUUAUUCAUGCAAUUUGCUUGCGAAUGAAAUGACAAACGUCUUCGAAGUCUCGGAGGAGACCACAGAAGAAGUGAAAACAACCCUCGAUCAAAUGAAGAAAGAACUGGACUCUGGACACGGCGAUUAUGGCCUGGUCAUAACCGGCCAAGCCCUCGGAUUCGCGAUUUCGGACCAUCAUGAUUUAUUCCUCGAUGUUUCCAGAAAAUGCAAAAGUGUCAUUUGCUGCCGAGUCACUCCGCUUCAAAAGGCUCAAGUUGUAGCGAUGGUGAAAGAGGCAGAAAAAUGCAUCACUUUGGCGAUUGGAGAUGGAGCGAAUGAUGUGUCGAUGAUUAAAGAAGCGCAUUUGGGAAUAGGAAUAACCGGUCUUGAAGGAACCCAAGCUGUCCUCGCAUCCGAUUUCUCCUUUGGUCAAUUUCGCUAUUUGGAGCGACUCCUUCUCAUCCACGGCCGCUACUCGUACUAUCGAAUGGCCAUCUUUCUUGACUACUUUUUGGUCAAAAACUUUGCUUUCACUUUCUGUCAAUUUUGGUUUGGAAUCUUUUGCUUGUGGUCUGCUCAAAGUGUGUAUGAAGAUAUGAUGAUUGCUUCGUAUAAUGUCGUGUAUACGUCCAUUCCGGUGCUGAUCUUGGCGAUUAUGGACAAAGAUGUUAAUGAACGAAGCUCGCUCAAGAAUCCGAAGCUUUAUACUCUUGGCCAAAAUGAUUCUCUUUUCAACAUGUCACGAUUCUGGUUCAUCCUUGGCCGGGGACUUGCCAUCUCUGUCUUUUUCUUCUUUGUCUCGUAUUUCUGCCUCGAAGAAAUGGAAGAACCAGCCGGUGACCCAAUGGACAUCAACGUUUUUCAAGUCACGAUGCAAACGGGAAUUGUUCUCGUGAUGACGCUUCAAAUGUGCUUUGAUACGAAGAAUUGGACAAUCUUGAAUGUUGCUGCGAUUUUGGGCUCUGCGGUCGCAUACUUUGUUUUCUCUGGAAUGUACUACUCCAAAGGUGCUUACGCUCUCUCAAUCGACACAUUCAAACUCAUUGGCGUCUCUCCUCAUGUCUGGGGAGUCAUUUCUCCAUGGCUCGUGAUUUUCCUCGUUCUGGCGAUCUAUUUGAUCUUCGUCUUGGCUUGGAGAUUCGUCCAGCUUUCGUACUACAAAUCUGUGCAAGAUAAGGCUUUGGACGCUCAGAUAAAAGAAAAGGCGACGAUUAAAAAGCAGAAGCUGGAGAAAGAGUCCCUGCCAGAGCCGAUGAUGAGGGAAACAGAAAUCGACAAACAGAGAAAAUGUUUGAAAAAGCCGAUUAUAGAGAGUUUUUGCUUUUGCUGCUCACUUUCAGUUGGGAUAAUGCUGAUUGCCCUUAUUCUCCUCAGCUUCGAUUUGGCCGGAAUCAUCAAAACUGCAAAAAACAUGAGUUCAGAUGAAGAAAACGAUAUUCCAGAAGUCGAUCAUUUGAUAAUGGUGAUUGGAAUCGUUGUUGGAGUCCUGGCGCUUUUGGGACACUUUGGAUUAUUUAUUGCCUCUUGCUUGAUGGCUGUUCCUGAUAAGCACAGGGGAUUUUUGAGAAUAGGAUUAUUGUGGAUUUUUCUCGCGCUACUCGGCCUUGUAUAUAAAGUUUUUGCCGCCGCGUAUGUUUCACUGCCUUCUGAAAACUACGAAUUCGUCUUUACGAUUGUCGAUAAAGAAAUUGUGGGAACAGCUGGUCUAGCGAUUCAAUGGGCUUUGACCGGGAUCUACAUUUUGUGCUUUGCUCUUGGUUGUGUCUUAGUGAUUUCACAAGCGACAGCGUUGAAGAAUGCGAAAUCAUCCGAAAUCGUCGAAGAGUCCAUUUACGACCGCCUAGCGAAUCUGAUCAAAGUCCAGCCAAAAGCAUCAGGCGUCAAAUUAGCCCCAAUCGCGCGACCUUCCAUUUCUCAGCCGCCAAUCGUCCGCCAAAUGACCCAUGAACGCGUGGUCAUAAACAGUCACGAGCAGCAAAAUGAGCAUGAGAUUAAUGAAGAUGAUGAGUCCACUUUUUCGGAGACUGUGGAUGGUUUGGAUAGUUGCUCAGAAGUGAGCUCAGUACCUGUGCCGAAUUUUAAGCCACCGUCUGUUCCUUGCUCAAUUGUUAGCUUGAGACAAUUAGAGCAACCAACACCCGCACCUCCGCGCUCACACCAACCGUCUCGCCCGGUCUCCACAUUCGAAAGCCUCAAAGGAUCCGUCAGAGAAGAAUCAAUCCACGUCCCGACUCGCCCUCCUCUCAGCACCGAACAUGAAAUUCUACUCACAGAAGAGGCAGAACGAAUUUAUGGCGAGCUGAGAUACCCUCGAUCGAAUGCGAGAUCAAGUCAUACCAGUAGUAACACACCGAGUUUGAAAUCAUGGACGAGUACAAGCUCUGGAGCGAGAAGCGAGAAUAGAUCAAAGUUGAAUUUGAAAAGCAGGUUCAAACCGGUGGUUGAAGAAAUUCAGAAGGAGCAUCCUCAAGAACUCGCUCAUUCUCAAAACAUCCGCCCUCUGAGCCGUCCAGCUAGCCGUCAACAAAACCACGAGCAACGAAUUACAAACGACUUCCGUCAAAGUUCUGAUCCUCUUCCUCCUAUUCGCGUGGUCAACUGUGAACACCACGAUUCCAGGCCAACCUCGAGAAAUGGCAAUAAAUUGGCAAUCAUUGCGACCCCGAUUUUGGACUCGGAACAGACCUAUUACGAAGGAAUUCCGCCGAUGGUUUGUCUUGGCGAAGUUCAUCUACCGGUGACGACGAGGAAUUCUUAUCCAGAGUUUCACAACUUAGAAGCAAUUCGAAAUAUUCAAUAA
Oikopleura dioica is the source of this 4836-nucleotide messenger RNA. The record is from the annotation of a GenBank genome assembly. Lineage: Eukaryota; Metazoa; Chordata; Appendicularia; Copelata; Oikopleuridae.